Molecule: messenger RNA, 1301 nt
Organism: Zonotrichia leucophrys gambelii
Lineage: Eukaryota; Metazoa; Chordata; Aves; Passeriformes; Passerellidae
Product: extracellular serine/threonine protein kinase FAM20C-like
Exons: 10
Coding region: 130-1278 (382 amino acids)
Biological process (GO): protein phosphorylation; enamel mineralization
Cellular component (GO): Golgi apparatus
Molecular function (GO): phosphotransferase activity, alcohol group as acceptor
Source: RefSeq, a predicted model, not a curated record
AGGGAUCAAAGCUGGCAGCACUCUUCGAGCAUCCUCUUUACAACAUCCCAGUCCCAGAGGUGACAGAGAAGGACAAGCUGUUUGUCGUCAACCCCAUGGAGAGGUUCAGCCUGCACAGCAGCAGGAGUGAUGAAUGGGAAGACAGCCUACGACACCUACCCCACGUGGCUCAAAUUCCACAUCGGCAUCAACCGCUAUGAGCUGUACCCCCGCCGGGACCCCUUGCUGCCUGCGCUGCUCCGGGAUCUGGCCACGCAGAGGAUCGUCAGCUCGGGUACCACCUCUGCACCUGCCCCACUCCUGCCCGCACCCUGCCCCCUGCCUGCUAAGUCCGGCGGGACCCAGCUCAAGCUCAUCAUGACGUUCCCAAACUAUGGGCAGGCCCUCUUCAAGCCCAUGAAGCAGACCCGGGACCAGGAGACCCCCAUUGAUUUCUUCUACUUCUCAGACUUUGAGCGGCACAAUGCAGAGAUUGCAGCCUUCCACCUGGACAGGAUUCUGGAUUUCCGGCGAAUCCCCCCAGUUUCUGGCCGUUUGGUCAACAUAACAAAGGAAAUUCGGGACAUCACCACAGACAAGAAACUAGCCAAGACUUUCUUCAUCUCCCCAGCGGGAAACGUCUGCUUCUACGGGGAGUGCUCCUACUACUGCUCCACGGAGCACGCCCUCUGUGGCAAACCGGACCGGCUGGAGGGCUCCAUGGCUGCCCUGCUCCCCGACAAGACCCUGGCCAAGCGCCGCUCCUGGCGCAGCCCCUGGCGCCGCUCCUACCACAAGAGCAAGAAGGCUGAGUGGGAGCUGAACCCCAACUACUGCGCUCAGGUGCGAGAGACGCCGCCCUACGACAGGGGCCACCGCCUCCUCGACCUCAUCGACAUGGCAAUCCUCGAUUUCCUCAUGGGCAACAUGGACCGGCACCACUAUGAGACCUUUGAGAAAUUUGGGAAUGACACUUUCCUGCUCCACCUGGACAACGGUCGCGGCUUCGGCACACACUCCCGCGAUGAACCGUCCAUCCUGGCCCCCCUCCAGCAAUGUUGCAGCAUCAAGAAGUCGACUUACCUGCGGCUGCAGCUGCUGGCCACCGAGCCCUACCGGCUGAGUGACGUGCUGCGGGAGGCGCUGGCCGCGGAGCCGCUGGCCCCCGUCCUGGCUGAGCCCCACCUGCAGGCGCUGGACCGGCGCCUGGGGAAGGUGCUGCUGGCCGUGCGACACUGCCUGGCCAGGGCAGCCCACCAGGAAAAGGUGCUGGUGGAUGAUGUGGGGUCGUGGGUGUGAGGGGCGCUGGGUACCGUGCUGGA